AUGAAGAUUGUCGUUGGAUGCGACCAUGGUGGCUUUGCCUUAAAGCAAACAGUUAUUGAUACAGUCAAGUCCCUUGGCCACGAAGUUAUUGAUGUUGGCACAAAUUCUACAGAAUCUGUUGACUAUCCAGACUUCGCUCAAGCCGCUGCUAAGGAAAUUGAGUCAGGAAACGCUCAACUGGGUGUUCUUAUCUGCGGAACUGGUAUCGGAAUUUCCAUUGCUGCUAACAAAUGCAAGGGAAUCAGAUGCGCUCUUUGCCACGAACACCUUACAGCUCAACUCUGCCGCCAGCACAACAAUGCUAACAUCGUUGCUAUGGGUGCACGUAUCAUUGGCCCAGAAACAGCUAUUGAUAUCGUCAAAACAUUCCUUACAACAGAUUUCCUCGGCGAUCGUCAUGAGCGCCGUGUUAACAAGAUCAUGGCUCUCGAGUAA
Molecule: messenger RNA, 435 nt
Organism: Trichomonas vaginalis G3
Lineage: Eukaryota; Parabasalia; Trichomonadida; Trichomonadidae
Product: ribose/galactose isomerase family
Exons: 1
Coding region: 1-435 (144 amino acids)
Biological process (GO): carbohydrate metabolic process
Molecular function (GO): isomerase activity
Source: RefSeq, a predicted model, not a curated record